AUGACCAGCAGCACGGGCAGUCUCAGCACAUCUGCCAUCAUCGUCAUCGUCAUUGUCGCCUGCCUCGCCCUCGUCUCGCUGGGCGCCGCCCUCUUCAAAACCUACGGCGGACCCGACAAGGAACGGCCCUACAACUUCUCUCGCGAGCAGGAAUCCUACAUGCGCACUGUGCGCUUAAAGAAUUUGGGCAUCUUUCAGCGCGAGUCGAUGGUGGGGUAUCCCGGCGGGGGCAGUGGGAAGGGCCCCGCGCCGCCGGUCGUUCGCGAUGUCGAGUCGGGGUACUCGGAGAAUGAUUCGUCGCAUUACUAG
Messenger RNA from Aspergillus saccharolyticus JOP 1030-1, 309 nucleotides. RefSeq lists its product as uncharacterized. Lineage: Eukaryota; Fungi; Ascomycota; Eurotiomycetes; Eurotiales; Aspergillaceae. The transcript has 2 exons. The record is from RefSeq and is a predicted model, not a curated record. The coding region runs from base 1 to 309 and encodes 102 amino acids.